Messenger RNA from Tarenaya hassleriana, 641 nucleotides. Its product is annotated as probable prefoldin subunit 4. The record is from RefSeq and is a predicted model, not a curated record. Lineage: Eukaryota; Viridiplantae; Streptophyta; Magnoliopsida; Brassicales; Cleomaceae. The coding region runs from base 32 to 412 and encodes 126 amino acids. The transcript is spliced from 3 exons. Gene Ontology annotation, biological process: protein folding. Gene Ontology annotation, cellular component: cytoplasm; prefoldin complex.
CCCUCUCCAAGGAAAAAGAGAGAGAGACGAAAUGCAGCAGGGAGGUGGGUCUGAAACGGAAGUGACGUGGGAAGAUCAACAGAACAUCAACAAGUUCAGUCGAUUGAACAACAGGUUCCAUGAACUCGAAGACGAAAUCAAAGCCGCCAAGGAAAAAUGUGACAAUCUAGAGGACGCAGGCAACGAGUUGAUUCUGGCGGAUGAGGAAAUCGUUCGGUUCCAAAUUGGAGAAGUCUUUGUUCAUGUGCCAGUGGAAGAGGUAGAGACGAGGAUAGAGGAGAUGAAAGAUGUGACUAGCAAGGACCUCGAAAAGCUCGAGGAAGAGAAGGAAACCAUUGUUGUGCAAAUGGCGGAGCUGAAGAAAAUCUUGUAUGCAAAGUUCAAGGAUUCCAUCAAUCUCGAAGAAGACUGAUAACAACAGGUUAACCUAAGAAUCACGUACUGAACUCGGUUUAAUCUUUUUCCAUAUCACACUUAGCGUUCUCGUUGUUUGGAUGUUUGCUUCUUUCUGUCCGGGUUAUAAGAAACCUUCACUGACCGAGAAAACUUACCUUGUUUCUCCAACCCAAUGUUUAGUUCGGAUUUCUCGGUAUGGCAUUUGUAAUGUUGACUGUAUGAAUUCGACUAGAGUUUCUUGAGUA